AUGGCAACGGAUGCUUGGAAGGUAUUAUGUGUAAAUUUGGUACCGGUAGUUUUGAAGGUGACUUUUGAAGAAAUGUAUAUAAAGUGGAACCUGUUUGCAAAUAUAAAUUAUGAUCCUUGAAGGAUUGUUUUCAUAUAAAAUACUCUAGCUAAUUGAUUUAGUCAGUUCUGAUAAGGGUAAGGCUUACUAUAGCAUUUGGGUUUGAAAUAGGAUUAGUGUUACCUAGGGUUUAGAUUAGUAGCAUUUUGAUUAUGGCAAGGAUUGGGGAAAUCACUGCAUUAAUACUCUAACAUAAUUAUUUUACUGUUGUAGAAGCAUUCUCUACAGAAUUCUGGAUCUCGGGAUUUUCAUAACGGUGACUAUUAUUUCUCUAAUGGCAAACAAGCAAAUAACUUUCAUUCGAAGACAAGGGAAACUGGAGUGAUUGAAAAACUUUGUGUACGUGCAUGCAUGAUGUUUGAUUGAAUUGAAUUUCAUUGAUAUUUUGACUUGGAAAUGUGUUACAGUAUUUUGCAUCUAAAUAUGUCAUUUUGUUGGCAGCAAACAUAUGGUUUCAUUGAGUGUGCAGAGCAAGAUCUAAGAGUGUUUUUUCACUACAGUCAGUACAAGGGACAUGCUAGCGAGUUGGAAACUGGAGGUGCGCUAAAAACUAUCUUGUGUUACAAUCCAUCUUUUGUUCUGCCGAGUGGCAGAUAUCAUCAAUGAGAAAAGUGCUUGAGCAGAAUGUUGUGUUGUCAUAACAUGACUGUUAAGCCUUGUUUAAUGCUUUCUUCAUGUUUUUGUUAAUGUGUUUGUGUAGAUUCUGUUGAAUUUGACGUAACAUCAGAUUCGCGUACAGGAAAACCAAUUGCAUGUCGUAUAUUGAAGUUGGAACAUGGCAGUGUCACUUUUGAAGUAAGUAUCUCACUGUAAGAAGAUGACCACAAGAGCCUUUCUUGACGUCCUAAAAGUUACAAAACUAAAUUUUUUGAAUAGGUUAAAAGUGAAGAGAGAGUGACUGGUAAAGUUGAACUGGAAGCCACCAAACCUACACGAUACAGCUAUCCUAAACAGGUAUUUAUUGCUUUAGAAAGAAUACUUAAUAAUAACUUCCACUCAGACGUUUUCAACUAUAUUUUGAUCUUUUCUAUGUUUCAGCCUGCAUCCCGCAGUAGCGUCUCAGAGGCAGGCCGUGUUAGCUACGACGUGAAUGGCGUAAGUAGAUUGAUGAAACUGUGGGUAGCAUUGAUGUCAUGUCAACUUGCCUGGGAGGUGGGGGUGAUGUGUACAGUAUAUUUAUGUAUUUUUGUAUCUCUACUUUUUUCUGUUGUCCAGGAAUCAUUCUUCCUACCAUAUUACCAAGCAGAAAUUCUUUCAAACUCUCAGCUCUACAAAGGAGACACUGUCUCGUUCUUCAUUCUUGAGAACAAACGGUUAGCUUUGUUAGUUAUCGAAAUAAUCCUGUUUGAAUUCUUACAUCUAACUUUAAAUCUUCAUAAUCAUCAUUUUUGAUAUAAUCUAAAUUAUGUAAUCUUAUAGGAAUGGACAGCAUUGUGCAGUUGAGUUGCUGCUGGUUGAAGCAGCUCCUCCUGUCUAUGUCCAGGGAAUAGUUUGCUCAUUGAAGGAGUCGUUUGGUUUCAUUGAGAGAGCUGACAAAGUGAAUGAGGUCUGUUGUACCAUGUACAAAUUUAAACUGCUGUACAUGCAUAAGAAUAUACUCGUUUAUCCUUUGCAUGCAAAAGUUGUUUCUCAUCGUAUCUGGACAUAUAUUUGUUUGUUGUAGAUAUUUUUCCACUACAGUGAGUUUCAGGGCGAUAUUGGUGAUCUGUUACUUGGAGAUGAUGUGCAGUUUGUCGUUCACGACCGCAAUGUACGUUGAAACUUGCUCUUACAAAUCUUGCCGAAGCUUACCAUAUUUAGUGUCAUAAUACAUGCUUCUGGAAAUAUGUCACCUUGGCUAUAGAGCCUGCAGAUUAUAAAAAAGAGCCAUCAAGUUUAGAUUAGUGCCAGACUAAGAUUAGAUUAGGGUUAGAUUAAGAUUAAAUUAUGGUCAGAGGCUAGAUUUGGGGUUAGGAUUAGUUAGCAUUAGGCGUUAGGUAUCCGACACCUAUUUUUACCGCAUAUAAUUAUAGCGUUAAUUACGUUUUAACUCAAUACGCCUAUAAGCGUGUAACUAUGUGCGCAUUGGGUGAACAUUCAACGAAUGUUUGUUUCAUCUGUGCUGCCGAAACUGACGUAGAAUAUCACUCUCAUUGCAUGAGCAUUUAUAAAAAAAAUUUACAAGAAAAAAAGAAAAGCCGACCUACCCUACCAGAUAUUUUUUGGCCUAACUGUAAUUCGUAAUCAUUACAGGGUAAAGAAGUUGCAGUUUCCGUGGAACAUCUACCAGAGGGCACGGUGAAAUUUGAAGACUGCAGUAAAGACACAUUCCAAGGCACAGUGGAUAAAGUUUUUAGUCGAACAAAGAGACAAGAACCAUUAAAUGGCAAAAUAUUCUACAGCAUUAACGAUGGUACUUCAGAACUACCUUAUGGCGAGAAAGAUGUCCUGGGCGAAUUCACCAUUCUACCUGGUGAUGUGGUUGGCUUCAAAAUUGCAACUGGUAAAUAGCCGGAUUUAGAUGUAUUGGAUGAUCCAGCCGGACGAACGUUAACCUGUUGCCUGCAGGUGUUUAUUUGCGGACGGCGCAUAUAAACGCCGCCCGCAUAUAAACACCUGCUAUGCAGGCUAGACGAACUUGUUUGAUAAUUAGUCUGUGUCUGUGCAUCCGUCAAGACAGUGGCGAAGUCAGCCCGGCAAUUUGGUCAUGUUCUGCAAAUAUUUCCGUGUUCACACACCGUGAAAACAAUCAAUUUCUAAAGAAUUGAAUAAUGAUAAUGAUUUACAAUUUGCAUAGCGUGACCAAAUUGUUGGGAAGCCUCGCAGUGCCUCGGAAGGUCGUCUCCAAUUGGAUGGGGGUUUUCUAAAGAACGAAGCAAUGUCAUUGUUCUGAACACAAAAGCAAUUGUCAAAUCGAGCCAAUGAAAAUCACUCUUCCGAGCUGGAAUUGCCUAUUGACAAACAAUUCUGUUUUUAAAUGUUUUCGUAUUUUACGUAUAUAGAUCGACGAGAUUCUUUGAAGAGAGCGACAGAGAUUUAUCUGAUUAAAGAAGUAGAGUCCUUCAACGGUGGCAGUGUCAGAGAAAGGGUUAGUAUUUAUGCACACAUAAUAUCUCAAUAUAUUUCUCAUCGCAACACUAGCUUACUGGUAGGGUUUUGUCUUGUACUAGGGUUUUGUAUCGGCGUUAAAAGAUGGUUUUGGUUUCAUUCAAUGUUGCGACAGAGAUGCGAGAUUGUUCUUUCAUUUCAGUGAACUUAUUGACACGGUGAGUGUAAAUUAAAGCUGUUACUUUGUUUUCUUGUGGGUGAGUAUUUUCAUUAUUUUUGCCAGAAAGCAAGUAAGAUAAUCACGUUUCUUUUUCAAUGAAACUACAGGAACAAGAAAUCAACUUUUCGGAUGAGGUGGAAUUUAGCGUUGUUGACGUAAGAGAAUACUUGGUCUUGUUCGUGUCAGUACAUACAUUAUACAAUAUGCAUAAUGACGUCACAAAGCUUGAUGCUUGCUAUGAAUGCUGGUCUCAGUAGUCAUCGUCCGGGAAAAUUAAACAAUUCAAAAUGGCCACUACCGAUGACUACUAAGAUCAGCAUUCCUCGCGGGCAUCAAGCCUUGUGGCGUCAUUCUGCAUAAGGUCUAUUAAGGCAAAAGAAAUCAAAGGUCACUCUGCUUUCUAUCCUUGUGUUUAGGAUCAAGUUACCAGACGCCUUCAUGCAAUUCGUGUGAGAAUUCUACCAAGAGGAAGUAUUAGUCUGAAGGUAUGGGUCAUACAAACCCGUUUCCGACUUGCAUACAUUGCGAUUCUCUUCCAUUAUAAUUUUGUAUCUUUUUCUAUCAGCCAAUGACAGAAGAAUGGUUCAGUGGAAUUGUGGAUCGUGAACCACUCCCUUGGAUGGGAAGAAGCCCGAGGAAAGGAGAGCGAGAAAGGUAGAAACUAAAGAUGAACUACGGUGGUUUGGAUCUAAAUUACGCGAAGAAAACAUUUCAACGUUUCUCGCGAAGGUUGUUGAUCAGAAUGUUAGUCGCCACUGCUAACUAAUUCUCAUGUUUGUAUUCUUGUUUGAUUUUCAGAGACAGUGAGUGUGGCUUGAUUGUUGCUUGCAUUGAAGACGAGAAAAUUACCUUGCCGUUUUUACCAGCUGAUUCUGAUCUUAGGGCGAUGGCAAAGUUCGGGGAUCAGGUAUUUAAAACAUUCCUACAAAAUUCCUGACUUUUUCUAGGUGACCGACGUUCGAUUCCUGCAGUAUAGGCAGAUCUCGCUAACUCUCCAUAAUUUGAUCUUUCAGGUUGAGUUUCAGGUUUCUGUCAGUGAGAGGACUGGACACCAGAUGGCGGUGAACAUGACGGUGAUGAAACGAAAUAGUGACGUCAAACAUCUCGUACGUAAUGACGUCAUCGUGAUUAACUAAUGAAUCUGAUGUAUAAUUUGAAAUUCUAAUGAGAUACCAAACUAGUUGGUUAACCUUAUUGUGUAUCUAGGUCUGGCUUACGGGGUUAAAUUUCUAGGCGAGGGGCCUUACCCUUUACCAAAUUCAAUGAAGGCAUGCAAUUCUCCAUCUUGUAUUGAAGGGAUUUGUUGCCACACUGAAGGAAACUUUUGGAUUCACUGAGCUGGCUGACCAUGAGAAAGAAGUCUUCUUCCGUUUUGCGUAAGUGUAAACGACAUGAUAGUUUUCUCACGAAGGGUCGUCGCCCAGAUUGUUCAGACAAACCAUGGCAGCUUUUUUUGUAAUAUUUUGUUAUGUUUCCUCUAGUGAGUAUGAUGGUGAUAUCGAUGAUCUCUCGAUUGGUGACGAAGUUGAGUUUAAUAUCACUUCAAAGGGCGGAAAAGUUGCUGCUGAGAGGUUGGUCAAACUACCCAGUGGCACUAUCCCACAAGAGGUAAGAUGAAAAGAAGUGUAAAGUUUUUUAUAUUAAUGUAUUGUAAGUGUGCCUGUGUUCUAACGUUUUAUAUUUUCUAGACUGUGAUAUCGGAUGCUUAUGAAGGAAGAAUACUUCGCCCACUGCGUCGAGCCGAUCCUCAGGUAGUUAUUCAUGAAUUUUAUUGUCGACUAGCCCCCCACCCCCCCCCCCCCCCCACACUCAGGCAAGGCAAUCUGUUGAUAAAGUCAAUCAGUUGAUUGAGGUUCUUAAUGUUUCUCUUGCAGCAACUGCAUUACCAAGGCUUGAUUGAGUACUUUGUAGAAACACCAGAUGAUUAUGAUGGCAAGGAGACUGAAGAUGAUAACGACGAGUCAGUCUAUGUUAUCCCUUACGGUAUAACUGGUCUGGUUGACAAGAAAACUGUAUUACAGUGUGGAGAAAAGGUAACGAAUCAACACCUACCUUACCUACCUAUCUACAGUACUGAACCUACCUCCUACCUACAGUCCUUACCCACCUACCUGCAUCUACCUACCUACGACUACCUACCUACCCCCACCUACCUACCUACCCCCACCUACCUACCUACCUACCUACAGUACCUACCUUCCCCCACUUAAAUACCUACCUACAUCUAUGUAUCUACCCCCACCUACCUACGGCUACCUACCUACAUAUUACAGUACCUACCUACCUAGUUACCUACCUACCUCCACCUACAUACCUACCUACAUCUAUCUACCAUUAACCCGUAAUCCCAUCAUUUCUUGUCUAUUAGGUCGAGUUUCGCAUUGGUUGUUUGGAUGCCUCGGACAAAAGAUUUGCUGUUGAAAUUACUGCCAAGCGAGAACGAUUGAGGGCUGUGGUUGAGUCAGUCAAGGGAGAGGUAGCUAUGUGAUUACUUAAUGUUGUAUUCUACAUUACGGUGACGUGGUUUGUGUCUGAAAAACACUUCAAGAAUACUUCCAUUUUUCCAGCGAAAGCCCUUCGUAAGAAGUUGGUGAUGUGGGUCAUUAACCUUCUUCUUUUCAAUAUUUUUUCACAGUAUGGUUUCAUAGCGUAUGAAACGGACGAAGCAAAGAAUUUGUUUUUCCAUACAAGCGAGAUCGAAGACGAUACUCUGUCAAUUAAGGUUAGCAUCCAUCAUAAGAAAUGUUAAAUAUUGUUCAGUUUAAUAAUAUUUUUCAGUAAUAUUUUUAUAAGUAAUAUUUUUCAGUUUACUUUCUAACGGAUCAUGUAUUAAAUUGUAGACCGGCGAUACUGUAGAGUUCUUUAUCGUUCAAAAUACUCGAAAUGGCAAGCUCAGUGCGUCUAAGAUCUCUGUUGUGAGGUAGGUUGUACAUGAUUGUUUUUAGUGUGUCAAAAAAUAUGCACCCGACUUUUCAGUUCGUCUGUUUUAGUAUUUGAUUUCUUUCACAACGUACUUUGAUUUUUAGUGAGAGGCAAAGACCUGAGCGUCUUGUGCGACGAAGUUUGGGCCUCAAUGGAGACGAUCAAGCUCUCAAGUAAGUCUGAAUUAAUACUGUUGUGUUGUAGUUUGGUUAGCGCAUGUAUUCAGUAUUUAUAAAGUUAGUUCAAGUUGUAUCCUGUACUGACACUGUGGACCUACAAGGAAUGAUCUUUACUGGACCCUAUAGGGAGAACAGUUUAGAAAUAUUAGCCUCUCCAGUGUAACUAUAAAGUUAGUUCAAGUUGUCUAUUGUAUUACUGUAACACUGUGGACCUACAAGGAAUGACCGUUACUGGACCUCUAGGAAGAACAGUUUAGAAAUUUAAGAACAGUUUAGAAACAGUCAAUCUAACACUGUCGACCUACAAGGGAUGAACUUUACUGGAUCUCUAAGAGUUAGGUUUACGGAUGGUGAAGACAGUCCAUACUUUCUUACAGGUUUGCAAUUAUUCGUCAACCAACAGGACCAGACAAUACUCGUGGCUUCAAGCACCAGAGAGCCCUUGAUUUGGUUGAUAACAUCUCAAAUCUCACUUUAGACGAACAGGAGUAG
Paramuricea clavata is the source of this 6939-nucleotide messenger RNA. The record is from the annotation of a GenBank genome assembly. Lineage: Eukaryota; Metazoa; Cnidaria; Anthozoa; Malacalcyonacea; Plexauridae.